Molecule: messenger RNA, 1266 nt
Organism: Triplophysa rosa
Lineage: Eukaryota; Metazoa; Chordata; Actinopteri; Cypriniformes; Nemacheilidae
Product: 2-epi-5-epi-valiolone synthase
Exons: 5
Coding region: 1-1266 (421 amino acids)
Biological process (GO): antibiotic biosynthetic process
Molecular function (GO): 3-dehydroquinate synthase activity
Source: RefSeq, a predicted model, not a curated record
AUGUCCCACGCUGAAGGAAUCCGUCAUGUCUCUGAUCAUGUGACAGAAUUCAGAUUAAUACAUGCAGAUGACACAUGGAGCAGACGGACUACAGACUGUGAAGAUGUGAAAGGACAACUCUCAGAUGCCAAACUCUAUGAGUCACCUACAGAACAUGGAGUUACCUGGAUGGUGGUCAGUCCCAUCAUCUUCACCUAUCGAGUCAUGCAAUGUGAAAGAUUACUGGACGCAAGCAAUGAUACCUUACUUUUUGGCCACAUCUUUAAUCCUACUGAGCUUCAAGCUCUUAAAACCAACAUCAACGGAAUAAAACGAUUCAUCGUAAUCGAUGAUACAGUUAACAAACUUUAUGGCUCACAGGUUGCAGCAUACUUUGAAGCAAGAAAUGUGAUUUACAAGAUCCUGCCUUUGCCAACAACUGAAGAGAACAAAUCUAUGCUACUCGUGACCAAAAUCUUGGAGGAGGUCCAUAAAUUCGGUAUUGAUCGUCGUACAGAGCCAAUCAUCGGCGGCGGCGGGGUAUGUCUUGAUAUUGUGGGUCUGGCCGCAUCUCUGUAUCGGAGACGUACUCCGUAUAUUCGUGUUCCUACUACUCUUUUGGCUUAUGUUGAUGCCAGUGUGGGGGCCAAAAAUGGAGUCAACUUUGCCAACUGUAAAAACAAGCUGGGGUCAUACGUACCCCCUGUGGCAACGUUCCUGGACAGGACUUUUCUGCGCACUCUACCACGCCGCCAUAUUUCUAACGGGAUGGCUGAAAUGUUGAAGAUGGCGCUGAUGAAACACAAAGGACUGUUUGAGCUUUUGGAGAAUGAUGGCAAACAUUUGUUGGACACCAGUUUCCAAGAAUCAGAAGAAACAAUAGAAAACAUGAAUAAAGAUGCAGCGAGAGUCUCUACUAGACUGGCCAUAGAGACCAUGAUGGAGGAACUCGCCCCAAACCUGUGGGAGGAUGACCUGGACAGACUGGUGGACUUCGGCCAUAUCAUCAGUCCAGAACUUGAAAUGAAAACACUUCCAGCGCUGCUUCAUGGAGAAGCUGUGAACAUAGAUAUGGCUUUCAUGAUUUAUGUAGCUCAUGAAACGGGCUUGCUGACGGCAGAGGAGAAAAGUCAUAUCCUAGUGUGUAUGAGGGGUCUAGAGCUCCCUCUGUGGCAUGUGGAUUGCACCGUGGACCUCAUUCAGAAAUCACUUGCUGAACGACUCAAACACUCUGCUGGACGUCUGAGGAUGCCUCUACCUACAGGACUUGGCCAAGCAAGAGGGUAA